Molecule: messenger RNA, 1923 nt
Organism: Psilocybe cubensis
Lineage: Eukaryota; Fungi; Basidiomycota; Agaricomycetes; Agaricales; Agrocybaceae
Exons: 5
Coding region: 1-1923 (640 amino acids)
Biological process (GO): transmembrane transport
Cellular component (GO): membrane
Molecular function (GO): ATP hydrolysis activity; ABC-type oligopeptide transporter activity; ATP binding
Source: RefSeq, a predicted model, not a curated record
AUGAGCGGCAUCGAACUUCUGCGGUACAUUUUUUCCGGCGGCCUCGCUCUUUACAACGUCACCUUCGCCUAUCCUUCCAGACCAACUGUACCCGUUCUUUCCGACAUAUCAUUAUUCCUUCCCGCCAACGACACGACGUUCAUCGUUGGCUCCUCAGGAUCUGGGAAAUCCACCGUCACACAUCUUCUUUUGAAGAUUUACGAACCCCAGCAGGGUCUCAUGAACUUCGAUGAAUGGGAUAUGGGCCUUUUGGAUCAAACUUGGCUCCGUUCACACGUUGCGUGUGUUGGUCAACAAGGAGCCGCGGGCGUUGUCAUUUUCGAUGAGAAGAGCAUUUACGAAAACAUCGCAAUGGCGUUGCACGAUCAUCCGAACGGACUUCCAAGCCGGAGACAAGUGGAAGGCGCAUGCCGUGCUGCAUUGCUGCAUGAAUUUGUGCGAGAUCUACCUCAAGGCUACGAUACUCUUCUCGGUGGAGGUGCAGGCAUUGGUGUCAGUGGUGGGCAGAAGCAGAGGCUUGCGAUUGCACGGGCGUUGUUGCGGAAUCCAGCUGUUCUGAUUCUCGGCGAUUUACAGACGAGGCCACUUCCGCCCUCGACGCUAUGGCGACACAACAAAACGACUAUUGUUAUCACCCACGACCUCUCCCAAAUCACCGCUCAGGAUUUCGUUUAUGUGCUUAAGGAUGGCCGCGUCGUCGAACAGGGGUAUAGGUCUGACCUUGAGGAAGUCAAGGCCGAUUAUGGUAGUGACCAGGGCGAGUUCAAAAAGUUGAUGGAUGCUCAACGCGAGACUGGUGGUUUCCUCCCCGAGAAAGACGACGAGGAGAAGCCUGUGCCCGCUUUGGAUCUACAGGAAGAGGCCGAUGAGAACAAAGACAAGGAUACGCCACAGUACCUCAAGCAUCAGAGCCUCACCCUGCGACCAAUGACAUUCGGCGCGUGGAUGUUCUACGUUCUUGACGACCUCAUCGGUACUAAGCCUGCCAUCGCUGCCUCUGCCACCGUCCAUCCAUCCAACGAAACUCAGGAAAGUCUCGAAAAUCAACCUCGACGCGGCCUUCCAACUUCUCCUGAUUCUGCACAUACGGUCAACACAAGACGAUACAGCCUCCCUCCUACUCCUACCUCCGCGACUUUCACUGCUUCCACCUAUCGGAUGUCGACGGCGACGGCGGCGACAUAUAAAGAAGACGAUGGAGAGGAGUAUCAAGACGUGGAGAGCGAAGAACCCCUCCCACCGUUCUGGGCGCUCAUGCGUAUCGCAUACAGGUCCAUCUCGCGCAAGCUUCUCCUUUUCUUCGGGCUCGUUGUCUGCGUGAUGAACGGUGCCAUGACGCCCAUUUUCUCCUACCUGCUCUCCCGCCUCUUGUAUGUGGUCUCCAUUGGCGCUCAGGACCUCAACGCCAUCAACACUUACGGUGGACUUGUGCUAGGCGCAGCGGGUAUGGAGGGGUUCCUCCUCGGUGUGAAGUACUUUGUCAUGGAGACCGUCGGAAUCUCGUGGGCCACGUCGCUGCGCAAGCGCACAUGCGGAAAGAUCAUGUCGCAAGACCGUGCAUGGUUCGACCUGUCCAAACACUCCCCCGCGCGCCUCGUGCAGAUUCUCAUCAAGGAUGGGGAUGACGCGCGGGACCUCAUUGCCGUUGUGUGGGGUCAGAUGGUGGUUGUGGUCGCGAUGUUGAGCGUGGGUCUAGUGUGGGCGUUGGUGGCGGGGUGGCAACUUACUUUGGCGGGCAUGGCGAUUGCACCGAUUUUUGCGGGUGUGAUGGCUAUCCAGACCAAGCUUGUGGGGAGGUGCGAGGUCAGGAACAAAAGAGCGAGGGAGGAAGUCGCGAGGGGAUACUACGACGUGAGUAAUGAUUAUAGCCAUCCAGACUCCGUACUAUCAACUAAACAGACAGUAGAUUACAAUGCUAUGUAA